UGAUUUUUUUGUUGUCACUAAAAUUAGUUGAUUUAUAACGUCGCGAUACACAAGACCAAUUUGUGUGUGGACUACAUUUUGAUACAUUGAAACGAUACGAAUGGGUCGCUUAAAAUGGUUUCUGUUUCUCGCAUUUAGUUCCGUGUUCUGUGAUGGAUCCGUAACGUCAGUAUUUAGUUCAUUGCGGCGCACUGAUAAUUCCGACGAAAAAACGUACCACUUCUCCAAAGUGGAUACAUUCAAACCUGUCGAUGAACCGAUUAUUUAUGCGGAUGGCUACAACGAUAAUACAAAAAUGAUAGUCGGCUUUCAAAAUAUGAUAAUUUUCGGGGUGUUUGAAAACGAAAAGCAUUAUGUGAUUCGAGUUAACGAAGAUUUAGAUCAAGAUCUUACCAAUAUUCCCAGUCAGUUUUUGAAUAACGGUGAUAGCGGUGAAUUAUUCGAUAUUGUUACACUGAAGCCUACUGAGCCGCCGACUACAGCGUUCCCGCGAUUCCGGGACAGUGUCAAAGAAUUACAGCGGGAGACGUUACCAGGCUUUGAUCCAGAUACACAGACUCUAAGCGACUAUCUACAGCAGGUUUCUUAUAAUAUGAGCAGAUUGCACAAUCAACAGAGUGAUGAUGAAUGAAAGAAACUCCGAGUCGAAGACGUUUAGCAUCAAGGGCAUUUACCAACUACUUUCGAUUUU
Molecule: messenger RNA, 691 nt
Organism: Bradysia coprophila
Lineage: Eukaryota; Metazoa; Arthropoda; Insecta; Diptera; Sciaridae
Source: RefSeq, a predicted model, not a curated record